AUGCUCGUCUCUUCACUCGGCAGUUCCAGACUUCGCUGGCUCUACGCCCUCCUCUGCGUUGGCCUCUUAUACGUGACGCUGUCCUGGCUGUACACCGGGCACGCCUACGUCCUCCCUAGUGGCGAUCCGGACUCCGAGCGAUUCGAAGGAGCGACGUGGCAAGAAAGGCUUGGGAAGCAGAAAGACCGCAUAGCAUCGACCCUCAAGACCUGGCUCCCGAAACCGCACAACUCGACUGAGCCCCUUCCCCCGCUACCCUCCGACUACGACUACGAACGCGCACAACCAGAGUUCUGCCAGAAGCGAUUCGGCCUCGACUAUCUCUACGAUCUGCGCGAUACCGCGACGCAAUACUGCACCGACGAUUCUUCGUCGCCCAUGACAUGCUUCCGCAGCCGGCUGCACUUCCCCUUGCGGACGGAUACUUUCUGCGUGGCCAAGAAUGCGCACUUCAAUGCGGGCGAGAAGAAAGUGGAGCUAGGUUGUAAACAGCGGCAGUUCAGUGAAGAAGAGAAGGCAGCGAAUGUGCCGACAGUGGACGAGUUUUGCGACUACAACAACUGGAUGGGUGUGGGGCCAUGGUACAUCUUCAACGAAACGAUUACACUGCUAAACGAUUCCAAAAGUGCUGCCGGGCGCCUGCCAUCUGCUUCCCCAGGUGGACGCGCGAAGCAUAAGUUCACGAUCUUGAUCAAGCGCGACUGGCCGCUGAAUCUCUGGCACUUUACCGUCGACCUCAUCAGCAUGGUCCUGAGCCUGGACGUCUUGCAAAUGACCAUCGACCCCGCGACAGAGGAACCCUUCUUCCAGCCCGACGACGAAGAAAACACGCAGAUCAUUAUCCUCGACGGCAGAGAAGACGGCCCCUUCCUAGACGCGUGGAAUAAAUUCGCCAGACUGCCGAUCCGCAGAAUCGAGCACAUCAGCGCCGACGAGGAUUUGGGCACUAUCAUCGUGCCGCUCCCCGGCGUCAGCAACCCCAUGUGGUACGGAUGCUGGCGGUACCACAACUGCCAGCAGGCGUGGCACUGGUUGCGCACGUUCCGGAACCGCAUGCUGCAGCGCUACGGCCUCAUUGACAGCGUCCGCGAAAUGAAGCCCUACGCCGAAAACCCAGAAGAGCCGUCGCAAAUGUUUCCCGACUGGAACGAGAAGAUUGUCGUCACGGUGAUUAGGCGCAAAGGCUCGCGGCAAUUGGUGAACCAGCAAGAAUGCAUUGAUGCGCUCAAGAAGGCGUUUCCGGAUAUCCAAGUCAAUGUGUAUGACUUUGCGCAGCUUGACUUCGCGGCGCAGCUCAAUGUUACGCAUAACACGAACGUGCUGGUUGGUGUCCAUGGCGCGGGUAUGAUGCAUACGAUUUACCUCCGGCCUGGCUCGGCUGUGGUCGAGAUACAACCUCAGAGCAAUACUUUCCAGGGACAUCGGAACUUCGCUCGUGGCCUGGAGUUGGAGUACUAUAUGACGCAUGGGAAGGAUGCGAAGACGGAGGAGGAACUGAGAGAAGAGGAGGAGGCAGAACGUGCAGGGAAGGAUGAGAGAAGCGUGGCGGUGGCCGGGGGUUUGCAGAAGAGAUAUGAUUGGCAGACCAAUAAUGUGAUGGUGGAGCCCGAUCGAUUUGUAAGGCUGGUCGGCGCUGCUAUCUACGCGGUGUAUGGGAAGAGAGAUGAUACGGAGGAUGUUAUGUAGUACUUUCCUUGCUUUCUCUGAAG
Messenger RNA from Trematosphaeria pertusa, 1709 nucleotides. RefSeq names its product glycosyltransferase family 61 protein. Gene Ontology annotation, cellular component: endoplasmic reticulum lumen. The transcript has a single exon. NCBI's taxonomy places the organism in Eukaryota, Fungi, Ascomycota, Dothideomycetes, Pleosporales, Trematosphaeriaceae. The record is from RefSeq and is a predicted model, not a curated record. The coding region runs from base 1 to 1686 and encodes 561 amino acids. Gene Ontology annotation, molecular function: protein N-acetylglucosaminyltransferase activity.